Messenger RNA from Stegastes partitus (bicolor damselfish), 3504 nucleotides. It is a transcript of the gene plekha8, whose product is annotated as pleckstrin homology domain containing, family A (phosphoinositide binding specific) member 8. Gene Ontology annotation, biological process: ceramide transport; intermembrane lipid transfer. Gene Ontology annotation, cellular component: cytoplasm; membrane; cytosol. The transcript is spliced from 13 exons. Bases 86 to 1777 code for a protein of 563 amino acids. NCBI's taxonomy places the organism in Eukaryota, Metazoa, Chordata, Actinopteri, Pomacentridae. The record is from RefSeq and is a predicted model, not a curated record. Gene Ontology annotation, molecular function: ceramide 1-phosphate binding; ceramide 1-phosphate transfer activity.
GCCCGAUGGAGUCGCCGCAAUCAGCUGUGCAUCGCAUCUCGCUAUGAUAAACAAGUAAUGAACGGGAAAAACACAUAAUUAAACAAUGGAAGGCGUGCUGUACAAGUGGACCAAUUACAUAAGUGGUUGGCAACCUCGCUGGUUUGUGCUUGAAGGAGGAACUUUGUCUUACUAUGACUCUCAAGAAGAUGCCUGGAAGGGCUGCAAAGGCAGCAUUAAAAUUUCAGUUUGUGAAAUCCAAGUUCAUUCCUCUGAUUCGACACGAUUUGACCUGACCAUACCAGGAGAGCAGUACUUUUACCUCAAAGCCAUCAAUGCAGCAGAGAGGCAGAAAUGGCUGGUGGCACUGGGAACAGCCAAAGCUUGCCUUACAGACAACCGAACCAAGAGAGAAAAAGAGCUUCAGGAGAACACAGAAGCACUGAAAACCAAGAUGUCAGAACUCAGAUUGUAUUGUGACCUUCUUCUCCAGCAAGUUAACAAGAUCAAGGAGAAUGAUGAGCUAGGAGAAACAGCGGAGAUGGGCCUAGACACUGGAAACAUGGUGAAGUCUACAUGCACUACUUUUCUUAAGACUCUGGAGGAAUGUAUGCAGAUAGCGAAUCGUACUUUCAGCACAGAUAUGGCAUCACAGAGUCCGCCAGGAACUCCUCCGGUCCCAGCCAUCAAACCCCAGAAGAUUAAACCCGUCAAUCACUUAAAUCAGAACCUUGGAGAAAAGUGGAGAGAUUUGGCCGAAACCUCAGGAGAAGCAAUAGCACAUGACAACCAGAGCCUUGAUUCUGGAGCAGAGGGACCAGAUGAACCAGAUAGACCGGAACAUUAUACUUCCCCAUCAGACGUCGAAUCAGCCAGCAGCUCGGUUCACGAGGAGCGAGUCGAUCCCACUUCACACACUACCCAGAAUACCUCUGAGAUCGAACACUAUGACCAGCCAGCAGAGGGAGUGGAGGACAAUGAAGGAGACAAAGGAGAGGAGCAGAAACAGCACAAAGAGGACCAAAGUCAAGAGCACGACAACAACAACAUUGACGUGAACGCUGUCCAGCUACCACAGGAGGACGUUUCGGACCGAGAAGAGACUCGAGAAGAAGGAGAAACUCCCAGAGACUCAACGGAGUCAGAAGACACAGAGCAGGUGGAAACUUUCUUCAGCACAAUGAGUCACAGAUUUAGUGAUAUAAGACUGGAUGACGACAAUGGUAUCCCUACACAAGAGUUUUUGGACUCAUGCUAUGCAAUAGUGCCUGUAUUAGACAAACUGGGAUCUACAGUGUUUGCACCAGUUAAAAUGGAUUUUGUCGGAAAUAUCAAGAAAAUUCACCAGAAGCUGCUGUCAGACACAGACAGCUUCCCCACACUACAGUCCAUCGUGCUGCAUGAAGUAGAGACUGAUGUUGCCAAAGUGCGCAACUCGGCCACCGAGGCCCUGCUGUGGCUCAAGCGGGGCCUGAAGUUCCUCAAGGAGUUUCUGUCGGAGGUCAACGCUGGAGAACAAGACAUCCACGGAGCGCUAAAUAAUGCCUAUGGAAGGACUCUUCGGCAGUACCACGGAUGGGUUGUUCGAGGCGUAUUUGCUUUGGCGCUGAGAGCCGCCCCGUCUUAUCAAAGCUUCGCCGCCGCCUUAGUGUCGAGAGAGGGCGACGAGCUGAAGAGCGGCUUCACCAGCGGCAUGCACAGGGACCUGGGAGUGUACCUGCCCGCCAUGCAGAGGCAGCUGGCCAUCCUGGAUUCACUGUAUGAAGAAUACAACCUGGAGUCUGAUGAGGUGGUGUGAAACAAGAAAAGAUCAGAGUUCAGGGAAGGACGGAGCUUGUCCGACGGGGCCAGAGAAGUGGCUAACUGCUAAAAGGAAGGUGCUGGAUGCUUUAAGUGCAUCUUGUGUACAAAAUAGUGUGAGCAUGUCUCAUGUCAAUGUGCGGUGUUGUCAGUGGUUUUUACACUCUACAACUGUAGAGGGUCUACGGAGGUAUUAAUGUCUGUAUUUAGGAGCCCACAAGGGGCAAAGCAGGCAAGUAAGACGUCAUGGUAUGAAGAAGUGUAGAUUCCAGGUCUUGUUUAAAAGACCAGUGACAGUGUAGGGGUUUCAGACCCUACUAUGCAGACUCCAACCACAAUUAUUCAUUAUGACUUUGUUUGUGGUUUACCUUGUUGUUGUAUUGUGGCUCUUUAUUUGUUUAAAGGUACAUAACCACAAGGUUCCAGUACCUUCUCUGGAAGAUUAUUUUCGUGAUUCCUUUUGAACUUAUCCGAAUGCCAAGAAAUCUUUAAUCUUUAUUGUCCUGUUUCUUUGCUUUCAUGGAACAGGGUUGAUACUUGCAUCUAGCACAAAGCACUCUUGACAAAAACAGUGUCAAAUUGUUAAAAUGCCCUGCAGUUGUCCUUAGUAUGUGAUAGAAUCACGUACUAGACUAACUUUUAGUAACACUUUUCUUGCACUGGCUAUUAAAGUUUAGUAAAAUUAUAAUCAUUAUUAAUGUAUAUUUUUUCCCUGAGAAUUUAAUCUAAAUCCUGCAGGAUGACAAUGUAUCGUUGUGUUUAACAUCAUCUCGUCGUAUUGCUCUGGAGUGUUUCCAUGGGACCAAAAAGGAACUGUCAUGUGAAUGGCUUUAGCCUCUGCUGCCUACAGUUAUACAACACAAGAAUGAAAUAUUACGGCAUAGCUGUUAAAGUACUGACAACUACUGUUUAUGUGGACGUCUUCUGCACAAACCUAUGCAUAGUAUGCAUUUUCACAAUGUCUAUUUAUUAUGUCUUAAGUUAUAAAGUUCACAUAAAUGACAUGGGGUUCAUUUCAGUCUGACCUUUGUGUGAAUGUAUGGACAUGUGUCUCCACUGAGCAUGCUUAUUGAUUGCAUGUUUUAUGCAUUAUGUAAAAUAGGUGCCAGUCGAUACUGAAUAUAGGACAAGGGCUUGAAUUUAACCAAGUAAAGGAAUAAAGUGAAAGGUGAUAGAUUGUGAAAGUUAAAACACAUUACUUCUCUCUCACCUCUGUGCUGACAGUGAACAGCUCAAACCUGCUUUCCCUCAUCUCCUCCGUGUUCUACAUAUAGUUGAGUGUUGUUACCAGACGUACUUAAUAUUUUAUGAUGUCUAUUCAGCAAUGAAAAUAAGUGGUAAGACUCCACUUCCAAGCCAAGUGAAAGUUUGGCCAUAGACCCACUGAGCCAUUGGAACAAAGCAGGAACAUCCUCACAGGGCUUUUUUUAAACUGAGACUUACCGCAUAGUAUUUUUAACUUUAUUCUUUUUUUGUCUUUUGAGUUUUCAGGAAUGCAAACAGUAAAAACUCUUGUAUAAUAAUAAAAAUAAAAAAAAGUCACUGGCAGUAAGUAGGUUUACAGCUCAGAUGUGCAAUAGGCGGAUUUCCAGUUGCAGAUGAGUUUCAAUGUUAAACCUGAAAACAUGUUAUUGUAACAUUACAACAAAUAUUUGAUUUGUUUUUUUUCUAUGGAUGUAUAUAAGAUGCUAUUUGAUUUUUACAUAAUAAAUAUAAUUAAGUUGU